AAGGCAAAAACAAACACGCAAACCGCAAAACGCAGCCAAAAAUUAUAUAAACAAAUCUCUUUAUUCUCUAACAGAUAAUAACACAGUAGAAAGGAAAGGGGAAAAAUCAACAAAUCAGCUGAAAAAAAGGGGGCAGCCGCUCGAUUUAGGUUUUUCCAGCGAUGCCGAAGAACAAGGGAAAGGGAGGUAAGAAUCGGAAGAGGGGAAAGAACGAGGCCGACGAUGAGAAGAGAGAGCUCGUCUUCAAGGAGGAUGGCCAGGAAUACGCGCAGGUCAUGCGCAUGCUCGGGAACGGCCGCUGCGAGGCCACGUGUAUCGACGGCGUCAAGCGACUCUGCCAUAUCCGCGGCAAGAUGCACAAGAAGGUCUGGAUCGCCGCCGGUGAUAUCAUCCUCGUCGGCCUCCGCGACUAUCAGGAUGACAAGGCUGAUGUGAUCUUGAAAUACAUGCCCGACGAGGCUAGGCUGUUGAAGGCGUACGGUGAGCUGCCGGAGAACACCAGGCUGAACGAGGGUAUCGCCGGUGGGCUCGACGAGGAAGACGAUGGCCCCGGCGACGACUACAUUGAAUUCGAGGACGAAGACAUUGACAAACUCUAGAUCCACCACCUCAUGUUGUAAGGGCCAUCUUCUUGCACAUUGCCUCCUCUUUGUAUUCUUUAUGGGGGUUUUUAUCUUAUGUCUAAUGUUUUUUUAAGAAAUAUGGUGAAAGCUUUAUUUGGUCUCUAGCUGCAGUGAUGGGAGAGCUACAAUUUUCAUUUAAAUUAUUCAUCAGCCAGCAUCGUUUGAACCAAUAUAUAUAUAUAUAUAUACACUUGCUUUGCUUGA
Molecule: messenger RNA, 827 nt
Organism: Salvia miltiorrhiza (redroot sage)
Lineage: Eukaryota; Viridiplantae; Streptophyta; Magnoliopsida; Lamiales; Lamiaceae
Product: eukaryotic translation initiation factor 1A
Exons: 2
Coding region: 162-599 (145 amino acids)
Biological process (GO): translational initiation
Cellular component (GO): cytoplasm
Molecular function (GO): RNA binding; translation initiation factor activity
Source: RefSeq, a predicted model, not a curated record